AAAGCUACUGCUUUGGCCGAUGUUCAUCCCACCGUCGAUUUGGACCUGCUUCGUCAGCUUGCCGAUGGUGUUCGGAGUGUUCGAAUUGGAUCCGAGGAUGCGACCCGUGCUUUGUGUCAGGUCUUUGAGGACACUUUCACUUUCGCAGUGCUACACGGUCAGCUCAAUGCUGAUUUGAAAGCAAAAGUCUCGGCAUUUCUCAGUGGUACCCCGGCAGAGAUUAUUGCAGCCAAAGGCUUCGACCCGACUCCAGCCCCAUUGAGCCUCCAUAGGCAUCCUUUCGGCGGUCAUUUGCCUGAUGCUCACAAGAAGCAUCGCCUCUUCGGAGGUCGUGCCUAUGCUAAGGUCGAACAAACGAUAGAUGCAGUGGAGCAUCGCCCAAUCGUGUUUGAGGACUUCGAAAAGACCAGGAUCAUGGAGGUCUACGCCGAUAUUCCCUUCCUCAAUUGGCAACAAAAUGUACAUACCAGACCAGCUCUGACCUUCGUCCCAUCCACCGUACUCGGCUUGCAGAACCUGAUUAAAGCAUAUCCCCAGAAGCGCAUUCGAUGCAGUGGCUAUCGACAUACCAGAUCUGACUUCUUCGCAGAAGACGGUGACAUCCUCGUCUCCUUUGUCAGCCUGCAUCACGUUGCAAGCGUCCUGCCGGAGAUGAUCAGUAUCUUUACUGAUCGGAUCAACGAAGCCGAGGUGUCAGGAGAGUUGAGGAGCGUUCAAGCCAACGAAGACGGCUGGUCACUGCCUGUAGACGUCACAGCAGAUGAGNUAGGACAUACAAGUCAUCAUGUCAAUGUUGACAAACGGCUGACUGGUAUUAGGAUAACCACUGGUAGCAUCAUUGGAUCCAUGUGUCAUGGCGCCGGGUUCGCACACAAAUCUAUCAAUGACUAUGUCAGAUCGCUUGAAAACGUCGAUGUCAACGGCGCUGUUCAAACAGUCACAGAACCCUCCGAACUGCACGCUGCGUUGGGGUGCUUUGGACUACUGGGAAUAAUCACACACGUCACCUACGAAGUCAAGAAAAUGACCUUCGCUGUCAUGCAACCUCGCAAGGUAAAGACGAUGCUUGCCAUUCCACCGCCCGACCCAAGUCAAGUCCCUGAAGCAUUGCAUGUUGAGACCAGCCCUGAAGAACUCAAGCAAGCAAUCAAUGAUUUCGAACGACGAGCUGAGCAAGACCACUAUGCCGGGUGGUCAUGGUUUUCCUAUCAAUCGGACGUCCUCGUCAACACGUGGUCGACGGUCUGCAACGCUGAAGGACAAGAGGACUACACGACUCCCGUCCAAGCAUUUCUGCAGUGGAUAGCGGCAUAG
This is a messenger RNA of Aureobasidium vineae, 1314 nucleotides long. NCBI's taxonomy places the organism in Eukaryota, Fungi, Ascomycota, Dothideomycetes, Dothideales, Saccotheciaceae. The record is from the annotation of a GenBank genome assembly.